AUGCAGGCCCAAACUCCCCAAUACAACGGUCAGGGCCACCAGCCGCUCCAGACGUCGCCGCCUUCCGCACCCCAGCACCCGCACUCCCAGCUGCUCCAUCCUCCACAGCCCGACCCCGCAGACAGCGACGAUGGCGGCCAGCAAAGUGGAGACGACAUCGACAACGACGACGACCACCAAGAGGUAACCCGCCUGGGCAAGCGCAAGCGGCCCAUCUCCGUGUCGUGUGAGCUCUGCAAGCAGCGUAAAGUAAAAUGCGAUCGGGGACAACCGUCAUGCGGGUGGUGCAGCCGCAACGGCGCACUCUGCGAGUACAAGGAGAGAAAGAAGCCGGGGCUGCGCGCGGGUUACGGGCGUGAGCUGGAGCAGCGUCUCGAUAAGCUGGAGGAGAGAUUAAGGGUGCACGCCGAGAUUUUGCAGUCGUUGACGUCCAACACCAGCCCGGGGAGUGGGCAGGGCAGCGCCCUCACACACCCCGCACCACCGAGCUUCAAGGACAGCAACGCCAGCUUGCCGAGUGACCAUGGCACGCCGCGUGACACAUUACCGCCGAUUUUCGCACGGCCAAGCCACGACACGAUCCGAACACCACAGGCUGAGACGGCCCUGUUCCUCCAGAAGCCCUCGACGAGCAUUGACUUUGGUCUGUCCACGUCGUCGGGCCAUGACUCGUUCCCAGCCGCCGUUAGCGCCGCGGUCCAGGAGUACUACGGCACCGGCCAUGCUGCACACUUGCAAUCCCCGUCGUCGGCGACGCACAACUCGGCACAGAUGGCUUCGGAACAAGAGCUUCCCCCAUACGACUUGUUGUACGCCUUGGUGGAUCUCUACUUCAAGCAUAUCAACACGUGGUGUCCUAUCUUGAAUCGCAAGACCACCUUAGAUUCGUUGUUCGGGCCGUCCAUGAUCGACGAGGAAGACAAGAUUCUGCUCCACGCCAUAGUCGCCGCUGCGCUGCGCUUCUCGACGGACGCGCGGUUGACCGAAGAAAGCCGCCAGCGUUACCACGAUGCAUCCAAGCAGCGCGUGCUCUUGUACGGCAUGGACCACCUGACUGUCAAGUCGCUGCAGGCGCUUGUUAUCCUGGCCCUCGACCUCUGCGGCAGCAGCAACGGCCCCCCGGGAUGGAACAUCAUGGCGCUCAUCACGCGCGCCGUGGUGCAGCUCGGGCUGGCCGUCGAGAGCAAUUCGUUUGCCGUGGCCCCUACUUAUUCGUCCAUCUACACACUGCGCGCCAUGAUCCUUCCAGAACCACGCGAUUUCAUCGAGGAGGAAUCCCGGCGGCGACUGUUCUGGAUGGUUUAUCUUCUCGACCGGUACGCCACCAUCGCGACAGCCUUUGAGUUUGGCGUCGACGACAACGAGAUUGACCGCACCCUGCCAUGCAGAGACGACUUGUGGAUCAAGAACCAAAAAGUCGAGACGCGCUGGUUUCGCACUGACGACACCAAGCCGGGCAGUCUCUGCGGAGGCGGUGCCUCGGAGCACGAGGUCGACAAACCCGAAAACCUCGGCGCCUUCAGCUACUACAUCGAGAUCCUCGGCAUCCUCUCCAAGAUCCACAAGUUUCUCAAGCAGCCCGUCGACAUCAGCGCUCUGUCGGACGUCGAGACGUGGCAGAUGCGCUACAAGGAGCUCGACAACACGCUCGCGGCCUGGAAGUUCGGCCUGCCGGGCGAGUACGGCAACAUGGCCAAGCUCUUCCAGCCCGCGUCGGCCAAGACGCUCAAUUGCGGCUGGGUAAUGCUGCACGCCACCUACCACACGGCCGUCAUCCGCCUGCACUCGUCGGCCGCCUACCCGACCACGCGCUCGCCCAUCUUCACCCCGUCCUACUCAGCCUCGCAGCGCUGCCACGCCGCCGUCGAGAACAUCUCGGCGCUGUGCGAGUUCGUCGUCGCCAACGGCCUGCUGGCAAAGCUCGGCCCGCCUUUUGCCUUUACACUGUGGGUCGCCGCCCGGGUGCUGCUCGUGCACGGGAGCACGGUCGAGCGCAAGCUCAGCCCGCAGAUUGGCGCGUUUGUCGACACGCUGCGCGAGAUGGGCCGGUACUGGCCCGUUGCGGCGAGGUAUUGCAGCUUGCUGAGUCGCGUGCUGGAUGAGCACCGCGACAGCGAGCGCCAGGGCGGCGGCGAGGUCCCCGGGAGUGUCAAGAUCCUGGCGGAUAUGCGCCGCACGGCGUUUGAUUUGGACUUUUUGAUUAGUCGCCAGCCGAGGCAUGUUCCUCCGCUUGCGGCGGCAGCGGCGAAUGCGGCGAAUGGGGCUGGGGGGAGUGGUGCUACCAAUAAUGAUAAUGGGGGUGGUGGGAAUGGUGGCGCCGGGGCGUGGCAGAGCCGGCUGGCAAGUGUCACGCCUGCGUCGAGGACGCCGGCGCCGAACGAGCUCGAGUAUCUCGACGUGUUUGAUUUUUUCAAUGUGCCGCGAUUGCCGGUCGGGCCGGGGACCGGCGCGGCUGCCGCUGCCGCUGCCGCCGGGGCGGAUGGCAGCGGGAAUGGGAUGGAUGCGGCGGCGGCUGGAAAUGGCGCCGUCGUUGGCGUGCCGGGCGAGUUCAACAUUACAGACUUUAUGGUGGAUGCGAACCGCGACUGGCUGUUUCAGCAGGGCGAGUCUAAAUAUCUUGCUUGA
Molecule: messenger RNA, 2625 nt
Organism: Parathielavia appendiculata
Lineage: Eukaryota; Fungi; Ascomycota; Sordariomycetes; Sordariales; Chaetomiaceae
Exons: 3
Coding region: 1-2625 (874 amino acids)
Biological process (GO): regulation of DNA-templated transcription; DNA-templated transcription
Cellular component (GO): nucleus
Molecular function (GO): DNA-binding transcription factor activity, RNA polymerase II-specific; DNA binding; zinc ion binding
Source: RefSeq, a predicted model, not a curated record